AUGGACAAAUUCAGAGAGAAACUUACUAGCAUUCACGCUGAGCUCGAUACUGCCACCAAGCGCGCAGAUGAUCUCGAUGAAAAGGUCAAGCUCCUCGAGGAAGAGCAUGAGCAGAAGGAUAACCAAGUGACUGAGUUGCAGAACCGUGUCAAGGUUCUUGAGGAACAGCUCGAGAAGGCUGAAGAUGACCUCAAAGAUACCACCAAAAACUACCGUGAGGCAGAUUUGCGUGUUGAGCAACUCGACAAGAAGGCAGUCAAGCUUGAGCAGGAGAUUAAGAUCUGGGACAAGAAGUGUGAUGAUAUUGAGGAGAAGUACUUGGCUUCCAAGGCAGAGAUGGAUGAGCUCGAAGGACAGUUGGAAGUUUAA
Molecule: messenger RNA, 369 nt
Organism: Phycomyces blakesleeanus NRRL 1555(-)
Lineage: Eukaryota; Fungi; Mucoromycota; Mucoromycetes; Mucorales; Phycomycetaceae
Exons: 3
Coding region: 1-369 (122 amino acids)
Source: RefSeq, a predicted model, not a curated record